Molecule: messenger RNA, 1904 nt
Organism: Rubroshorea leprosula
Lineage: Eukaryota; Viridiplantae; Streptophyta; Magnoliopsida; Malvales; Dipterocarpaceae
Source: the annotation of a GenBank genome assembly
CGUUGUAGUCUAGUUGGUUAGGAUACUCGGCUCUCACCCGAGAGACCCGGGUUCGAGUCCCGGCAACGGAAUUUUUUUCCCUUAUUUUUUCCCCCUUUUCCGGCGGAUUAAUUCGCGCGGGAAAUUGUCAUCGCCUUUUCUAGUACUAAUUUUUUUCUUUUCGCCUUUUUUUGUUUCAAUUCCGGCGAACUAGGGUUUCAGAUUUUGGAAGAAACGGGAAAUCAGAGAUGGAAAAGAGGGGCAGCAUCAGUGACAGUAGAAGAAACAACAGAGGCGGCAUAGAAGAGAACACCUUGGCAAUAUUGGACACGGCCGAUCCGCACAAGGACUCCCAAGACGCCAACGAUGACCGGAUUGAUUUUCUAGAAGCUGUUCGCUUUGCUUCAAUUGUACCAGAAAAUGGAACUCCUCCGACCAGCAAAAUGUUGGCAGCGGUCUUUGAAAUCCUGAGGGCUGGAAAAUCUCUAGAACUGUUAAUGUCAAGUUAUCAGCUUUUGUGUGAGCUAGAUCAGCAUUUUCCUCGGGUGUACCUAUCAGCAUCACAGUCUAAUGAAUCUCGUCACUUAGUUGUGAGAGAUGAGGCUUGGUUACCCUUUGUUCUUAGUUCAGAUACUGUUGCUAAUGAGAGAGAACUCAGAGAAGCUAAUGGAAAAAAUGGAAAAAAUGGCAAAAACACUAGCGGACUGUUUGAUCUCACUGGGUUUCAUGAGCUGAUACAAGAACUCACAGCAGUGGCACACAAAUCAAACUUUGAAGGAUCAGAUACUAAGUGCCUUGGUAAUUUGUUGCUGUUUCAGUACCUUGUGAGUGUUAUUGAAGGAGAUUUUGUGCCUCAUAACAUUAUGUAUAAAGAAACAUCGAACUGGAACCUUUUGAAGGAAUGUCUGCUUAACGCAUUACUGGGUUCAAGAAGAAUCAGCUAUAAAGCUUUAAUGAAAGAUUGCUUGUUCAAGUUCUGUGGACUCUAUCAAGAUCUUGGUGGGGCCAGUGACAGUUCUGAACUUUCUAAGAGUUCUAUGGAAAAUUCAUAUGAUUACAGUACUGCUAUGGCAAUUGCUUUCCCUGAAUUACGAAAGAAGACUUGUACUGCUAUGCAGAAGCUUCUCAGAAUGAUUAUGGAACUUGACAUGUCAAAGAAGCAAGCAGACAUGGAAGGUCUCACUACCAGAUCUGAUGGAGCAAGAACCCCACUUAUAGAGAUAAUUCUGGAUGAGCUUACUUAUGACAGAGAUCUGCUCUCUCCAUUUCUUCAGGUGUUUGAUGAGCCUAGAUGGAAACUCGAAAUUAUUUUGCAGUUCUUUAGGAAAUACAUCCCUAAGCCUUCUGUUCGCACUCGGAGAUCAAAUGGAUCUUCUGAAGACUUAUCACUGAAUGGGAUUUUGAAGUGCUUUUCAAAUGGUACCAGCACAAAAAACAUUGUAAAGAAAAUCAGUGUGGAUGUAGUUCAAUUGCUUCUGGCACAUGCUUUACUGGCUCUCUUGUCCAUGCCAUCUGAGCAACAUAUUGAGGACACGCCUGAUUGCAAAGAACUGAUAGGCGGCUCUAUUAUGGAAAUAUGCAAGAAUAUAACUACUGCUUUCAACAGUCUGAAAACAGUAGAUGAGAACAUUGAAAUUUUGCCUUUUGGAAAGGAAGCACUUUUUGCAGCAGCUACCAUCCUCUCAUCAACUUCAUAGGAGUUCAGAAGGGGCUGCUAAAAUUUUCUUUCAUAGGAUCCUGUCCUAAAGGCAAUUUUUUUGAGCAAAACUGUUGGUUAGCUUGUAAAUGUGAGGAUAUUUAGUCUUUUUAUCAUGUGCUGGCUCUACCAACAUUUAAUAUUUGCUUCUCCUAUUUUGUUAUGAUGGAUCUCUGUAGGUAUGCGAAUAUUUUGAAUAUUUUCUUCCUUGCCGCCCUAAAAUCUCUUG